AGAUCAGUUGUCAACUGAGUGUUUCGUAUGAGUGAUUACAAAAUUUUAUAUUUUUUUAUUCAAUUAUGCGUAUAGUAUAUACUAAUUAGAACGUGUGAAAAAUAGUACUUUAAAUUACUGUGGUUAUUUAGUUUGUGAUGGAUCGGAUCCUUCGUUAUCAUUAAGUACAGUGGUUGACAUUGAUGUGUUUACGGACUGUAAAAUGUGCAUUGAAAUCAGUUUGCACACCCGCAUCACAACCAUGGUGUGUGUACGGUGACGAGUGCAGCCAACUCAAUUCCGACAUUACUUAACAAAAGAUGUUACUUUAAUAAACAUUAACAUGUGACUUUUACUGUGAUGUGACGGUUUACACACCUCAAAGUAAUCAGUGCCUUAGACUUUUUAUACUUGAUAUUGAAUUUUAUACGCAUGCUGUCCAAUGGAUUCCGAAACUGCAACAACCAGUAACGUAAAAGUAAACAAACGGGAGCGCAAAAAUGAAAAGAAAAAGAAAGUUGAUAAAUGCAAAGAGGAGAAGUCUGAUGAAGUGUGUCGAGAGAUGAGCGCGCCGGCGCCGGCGUACGAGGACAGCUCAGCCAGUUCCACCGACAGCGACGAGCUCGUCAACGCUAUCAACUACAACACCAUCACAUCGCUGGCCGCGCUCAAGGACAUCAUCCAGGGCGAUAACAACGACACGCCCGAAACUGAUAGCUUCUUCCAGCAUUACUUUAUGAACCAUUGUAAUAAUCUUUCCAGUUUAAAUCCGAAUUCUAGCUCCACCUUCCCUUUUACGGAACGCCGCCGUCUAUCCCAGUGUCGAGAGGAAGAUGAAGAUGACGAGAAGAAAGACCAUGAACUAGCGCUUUCUUCAUUAUCCUCCGAUAGCGCUUCACAUAGUAGUAUAGCAAAUACAUCAAAAAAUCACAAAUCUAGAGAUUUAGUUGACAACACGCAUCACAACGAUAAAGUAAAUUCGAUGGACAUUUUGUCUGAAAGUCGUGACACCUCCGGUGAAGCAGUUGGUCCACCAAAACGGACAGUAAUGGGUGCUCGUCACAAAUUUUUAGUAACGACUGCGGAACCUCCGCCGCCUUCUGCCGUCGUAGAAAAAGCGCUCCGAUCACAAGUCCACAAUGCGCAUACCGUACAUUUUGGCACCAAGGGUGCGGAAGAGAUAAGGCCUAGUGUGCGUUCUAUUUUCGCUGGCCAGAAUCUCCAUCAUGAUAAGAAAUAUUUCGAUAGCAGUCUCAUAGAAAUUAGAUCUACGGUGGAUGAAUCACCAACGAGUUCUGAAGAUAUAUGGGUUAAGAGAAGUGAAGAAAAAGAAAAGGAGGAGUCGAGAAGUAACACGGGAGAAUCAGUAAAAGAUGGCAAUAUCGUUUCACCUGCCUCUAUCAGACGGAAAUCACAAAUGCGAGAUCGCUCCGGUACGUGGGGCUCCCAGGGGACCCGAUUUGAGAAAGAACCCGCGAAGAAAACACAAUAUCGCAAAGACAAGGAAGUCCGGCGCAGUAGUGACGACAGGCGGCAAAAACGAGAGCAACGGCUGGAUGCGGCGAUCACGCGCAGCACGCAGUCCGUCGGGGAGCGCAAGCGGCGCGGCUCCCAGGACGACGGGCAGCCUCACCCCAUGUACCAGCAGACCAUACACGGUACAACCGGGGUGAGCCGCAGGCCGGCGCUGUUCGACAUGUUCAAGACGAAGCCGCGCGGCGACACCAAGAAGCAGCCUUCCAUCAUAAAGCAGGUGAAGGCUGCUGUGCAGAUCAUGACGAAGACUACCCCGAGCAAAGACGCGAGUAAACCCGAGGAGGCAAAGACGGAGGCAGGCCCGUCGGCGCCCGGCACGCCCGCGGUCAAAGCGCGCGACGGCUCCGCGCACCCGCACCCCGGCAGCGACACUAGGUACUACCACACCGUGACUGCGUCAGCCACGAGGCGGCCGAGCGCGAUGACCAAGAUGAUGGACAUCUUCCGCGGCCGAGCGUCCGUGCCCGGACAGGCGGUGCCGCUAGAUGGCGCUGAAAAGAAAAAAGCGAGGACGCUACAACAGCAGCAGCAUUUUGCCGGCCAUUUGCGACGCGCGGCAUCGCAGGAGGCCGAAAAGCGAAGAGCAUCGCUCGGCACCGUAACCACUCGCCACCGCGCCUCGGACGCCUUCCUCGACCCGCACCACGCGGCUAUACUAUUCCGAGAUUCCAGAGGGCUACCAGUCGCAGAUCCGUUUUUGGAAAAAGUCAGUCUUUCAGACUUAGAAGAGGACGAGUCUCAGAUCUUCGUGAAGUUCUUCAAGUUUCACAAAUGCUACGACCUCAUCCCCACAUCCGCGAAGCUUGUGGUUUUCGACACUCAGCUGCUUGUCAAGAAGGCAUUCUUCGCACUCGUAUACAACGGCGUCCGCGCGGCACCGCUGUGGGACUCGCAGAAGCAGAAGUUCAUCGGCAUGCUGACCAUCACGGACUUCAUUAAAAUCCUGCAGAUGUACUACACCAGCCCCGACGUGGCCAUGGAGGAGCUCGAGGAGCACCGUCUCGAGACCUGGAGACAGGUUUUAAAAGGUUCGUCUCUGGUGUCGAUCGGGCCCGACUCGUCGCUGUACGACGCCAUCCGCAUCCUCAUCUCCAACCGCAUCCACAGGCUGCCGGUCAUCGACCCCGAAACUGGCAACGUGCUCUACAUACUGACACACAAGAGGAUAUUGAGAUUCCUUUUCCUUUACAUAAAUGAGUUGCCGAAACCGUCAUACCUGCAGUGCAAGGUGCGCGAGUUGCAGAUCGGCACGUUACGAGACAUCGAGACGGCGACGGAGGACACGUCCAUCAUCGACGCGCUCAGCAAGUUCGUCAACCGGCGCGUGUCCGCGCUGCCGCUCGUCGACGCCGACGGCCGCCUCAAGGACAUCUACGCCAAGUUCGAUGUCAUUAAUUUAGCUGCAGAAAAAACUUACAAUAACUUAGAUGUGUCCCUCAAGACGGCAAAUGAACAUCGAAACGAGUGGUUCGAAGGUGUUCAGAAAUGUACGCUGGACGAAACGUUAUACGAGGUCAUGGAAAGGAUAGUGCGGGCCGAGGUGCAUCGUUUAGUAGUCGUAAAUGAGGAAGACAAAGUAGUUGGCAUUAUAUCUCUUUCGGACUUGCUAAUGUAUCUUGUCCUGAGGCCUACGGGCGAGUGCGGCGGCAGUGGCACUAGCCUGCGCAAUGAACACUCUAUCGAAGAACAAGACGAAAUCAACGGUCGGGAGGCUAACGCCGUGGAAGCGGAAGAAGUGGAGGCUGGCGCGGCCGACGACGGCGCAGGGGGCGACGACGAGCCGGCCGGCGCCGACGCGGGCCCCAACGCCGACGCCGACCUCGUCCGCGACCGCGACCCGGCCCUGGUCGAAAGCGACACCGGACCGAGCAGCAUUGAACGCCAGCAUCAGUAAAGCCAAUGUGAUUUAUUUUCAUGUAGUUAGCUUAAGUAUCGUACUAUUAGAGGCAUCGCUUCUGAUUGCGAUUGUCGAGCGGUGAUGACUGUUUACAAAACGGUUGUGAUGUGAUCGAUUGUAUCUAUUUGACAGUUGCUUAUGAUCGUCGCCCGUCUUCAUUACUUUUUGAUACAAAUGGUUUACCCUUUACUAAUAAAAAAUGUAUUUAUGUGUAUACGAACAAUAUAUAAAUUUAACAAUGAGCGCCUCGUUUAAUCAACUUUACAAUCCAAAAAAUAUGACAAAACACAACUAUGUAAAGAUGUAGCGAACAGGUAUAUUAAACUUUACAAACUUAUUUAUAAAACCCUAGAGGUGUAUUGCUUAGGCAUCGUAGCUUGCAGAUAGUUAAAUAAGUAAAUGUACCACUACAAGUACAUAACGUAAUUGUAAACAACAAUGAAAUCGGUACAAGGUUUGUUUCAUUUUUACAAAAUAGUCAUUAUCUUUUUCCCUUUAAUAAAUUAAUUGUCUUUGUAACAAAUUGUGUCUCCAAUGAAUUAAUCUGUAUGUCAGCAGUGACAUAUUUGAAAAGUAGAACUAGUAGUUUUAUGAAAGUAGAACAGCUGUAGAAUGGUAAUUGUGAAUAGUAUUUGUAGAUUGUAACGUUUAUUGAAUAAGGCCCAGGUCGCAUCUCUUUUUGUAUAAUUAUACAUAUUUUGUAGCUGCAUAUUAUAUUUUUAUUUUAGAUUUUAUUUUUUAGUACGUAGGGUGGUUUUUAUGUAUAAUUCAUUUCAUUUCUGCUUAGAUGGCUCAGCUGGAGUGUCUCCUUUUUGUUUAGUUUUAAUUAUGGUCAGUUGGCAUCAUCGCCUCCAGCGCUGACCGGGAGAGCGCUCGCUACUAUAGCACUUUGUACAUGUUGCAUGACAAUAAGUAACAUUUCAAUGUUGUAUAAAGUUUGUUCAAAUAAUCUAUUCGAAAUCAAACUGAGUUUUGUACGCUUGCACGUUUACAUACUGAUACAGUUCGACAAAAUAAAUUCGUUAGUUUUAGAUGCCAGUAAUGGACAGUGCAAUGAUAUGUAUUGGCCUGCUAGCCUGUCACGCCUUUUAGUUACUGUAGGUAGUAGGAAUCUACGUUUUUUUUUUUGAAUCUGCAUAGCGUUGAAACAAAAAUUUCAGAGGUCCCGGUGUUAGGCCAGGAGGAGGUCAUUAAUGGUUUCCAUAUAAAGUUCACUAAAUGUAUAAAUAUAAACUUUAAUUUCUUUAUCUUGAAUUUAAAUGUAAGAAAACUAACGUCAAUUAGGUUAUAUUAUUUAUCUACAUUCAGAGACAAAACUAUUUGUUAGAAUGUUGGUAUUGUGUGCGUGUGAUACAACCGGAGAACUUGUUUAUAAUAAUUAUAAUGUAUUUCAUUAAUUUCAGUUCACACUAUUUACUGAAGCCAAAUACAAUCAACCUAUAAUUAAGAUUUAUACAGGGUGGCUAAAAAAUAACUGCAUUCCCGUUGCCAUGGAGGUUUUGGGAUUAUACUGAGCAACAUGGGAGAUUUACUAUGGGACUUAUGGACACAUUUUGGCUGGUCCAUUUUCUAUGGGAGGGUAAUUUUUUUUUCGCGAUUUUGUGGUUGGUCCGAUUGUAAAAGUUGGUCAGUAUAAUCCCAAAACCUCCCUGGCAACGGGAAUGCAGUUAUUUUUUAGCCACCGUGAAUAUUUGAACGGGUUAGAAAGCUGCGUAGAAUUAAUAGAUUCACUGCCAGCGCGAGCUACGCGCUACGUUCGUAGCGUAUCGGCUACACGGGAAACCCAUUUGUAGCGAAAAGCGCCUACGGACAGGGAACCCACCUAGCGGGUCGCUGGCAGUGAAUAUGUUAAUGUUUGUUGCUAUAACCACAAACGACAAACAGAUAGAUGUAAUCGAAGAUAAUAACUAUUACGUAAAUGGAACCGGACCGUAGUAGGCUAAGUCUUGCUUCGGGUUCGUUUGCUGUGAUUGGCCCUUUACUAGAGUCUAUUUUAGCCGGUCGGCUCGCACACGCAAUUUACGCUCAGCUGCGAGACAUUGUUGUCGACGGCAUUCCCAGAAAGGGUUCGUUGCUGCAGGACACCACUUUUAUUUUGCUUGUCGUUUGUAGUUAAUUGUUGAUAACACGUAAGCAUCUCAUGUCGUCAAAAUCUUCAGGAUAUCUGUAAUCAUUUGGGAACUGUAAACUUGUUUUUAGUGUAGCAAGUUGCUAAUCAUAUAUCUACCGGAAAAUAUAUGUCGAUGUUUAUC
Messenger RNA from Cydia splendana, 5664 nucleotides. RefSeq lists its product as uncharacterized. NCBI's taxonomy places the organism in Eukaryota, Metazoa, Arthropoda, Insecta, Lepidoptera, Tortricidae. Gene Ontology annotation, cellular component: nucleus; nucleotide-activated protein kinase complex; cytoplasm. The record is from RefSeq and is a predicted model, not a curated record. Gene Ontology annotation, molecular function: protein kinase binding; protein kinase regulator activity; AMP binding. Gene Ontology annotation, biological process: protein phosphorylation; regulation of catalytic activity. The transcript has 16 exons. Bases 422 to 3409 code for a protein of 995 amino acids.